AUGGAUGGCCCUAGUGAACAUCAACUUAAAGAAAACGAAGCAAAUGAGAAUCAGGGAGAAAAGGCACAGGAAGAGCAUUUUGAAAGUGCCAGUGAGUCUAGCUUCGGAUCUGGUACUGUUGCCGAGGAGUCCGAAUCCGAGAGCGAAUCAACAGAAGAUUCUAAGGAGGACGAAUCUGAAGAAAGAUCGGAGAGUAAUGAUCCCCCUGUACUGGAUACUUCUGUGGUGAUGGAUACCCAGGUGAGCGCAGACCAACAGAGACCGGUGAAGGAAGGGAGCGGGCCUCCUAAAAGUCCACAAGAACAAAUCAAAACCGGUGGUAAGGCCAGGGCAAAGGCCAAGACUCGUUCAUCUAGGGCUGGGCUUCAGUUCCCCGUGGGCCGUGUGCAUAGGCUGCUGCGUAAAGGCAACUAUGCCCAGCGUGUUGGCGCUGGUGCACCGGUGUACUUGGCUGCCGUGCUCGAGUACCUGACUGCUGAAAUUCUGGAGUUGGCCGGUAACGCUGCCCGUGACAACAAGAAGACUCGUAUCAUUCCCCGCCAUCUGCAGCUGGCCGUGCGCAAUGACGAAGAGUUGAACAAACUACUUGGUGGAGUGACCAUCGCUCAGGGUGGUGUGCUGCCUAACAUCCAGGCAGUGCUGCUGCCUAAGAAGACCGAGAAGUCCAAGUAAACCAGCUCUCUCCAAGUCUCCGAAACAAAGGCUCUUUUAAGAGCCACCCAAAUGUCUAUGAAAACAAAUUCCAAGUUGACUUGACGUGGUGUG
Molecule: messenger RNA, 765 nt
Organism: Sardina pilchardus (European sardine)
Lineage: Eukaryota; Metazoa; Chordata; Actinopteri; Clupeiformes; Clupeidae
Product: histone H2A-like
Exons: 2
Coding region: 1-672 (223 amino acids)
Biological process (GO): heterochromatin formation
Cellular component (GO): nucleosome; chromatin
Molecular function (GO): protein heterodimerization activity; structural constituent of chromatin; DNA binding
Source: RefSeq, a predicted model, not a curated record